UCUUGAUAUAAAAGCCGUUGGCAUUAACUGCAUACGACAGCUUCGAAGCAAAACAAUGAAAGCUAUCGUAUACGUAUUUGUGGCCCUUUUGGCCUGUACUGCCUGUAAGGCCUACGAGGUGGAUCUCCUAACCGAGGAGCAAUGGAAUCGCCUUGUCGAACGUAAUCCUGUGAAACCCGAUGAGUAUGGUUUGAUAUUGAACUCACAGGCGAAAAAGGCGGUGAAAAAUUUGAUGGAACAGCUGCCCUGCGGCUUUCCCGAAUACGGUGUUCCCCCACUAGCACCCUACACCAAUGCCGAGAUCUCAGUCCACCUGGCUCAAUCCGUUGUUGAUUCAUUGCUUCAGUUUCUUCGAUUUCGUUUCGAUGGCUUGGAGACAAUGGAGAUCAAGCAGAUGAAAGUCAGCUAUACUUUCAGCAAGAAGGUCAAGUUCCAUUUCAAGUUCAAGGAGCUAAAAGCCAGCGCUCAUGUACUCAACACAGAUACCUUGAUCGAUAUGCUGGAGGAAUUGGGACUGUCUGUGCGUUAUGAAGGCACUGGUCCCCUCUCCUUUUCGCUGGAGAAUCUGUCGAUUCAGGGACAGUUCAAGUAUAAGAUGCCCUUCAUCUUUGGCUCCAUUAAGAUCUACAAAUUUGAGUGUGUCGUUGCUUUGGGUGGUGUUACUUCACACAUCGGUGGCGUUUUAGGAAACGGAAGGAUGAACGAGAUGAUCAAUGAUAUCAUUGAAUACGAAGUGCCCGCCUUUAUCAACGGACGUCAACAGCAGAUCAGUGAUAGAAUCGAGCAGUUCUUUGUGCCAUUGGUUAAUGAAAAGCUCAACGGUCAUAAAAUCUGGUAUCUACUGAAGAUGCUCACCAACUCGACUAAGAAGUGCUCGCCCACACCAGCCCCCUGGCUGGCCGUGCAGUGAAAAAAAGAGCGACAGUCAAACAGUCAAUUGCCAAUAAAGCAAGUGUAGCGAUUUAA
Molecule: messenger RNA, 966 nt
Organism: Drosophila innubila
Lineage: Eukaryota; Metazoa; Arthropoda; Insecta; Diptera; Drosophilidae
Exons: 3
Coding region: 56-910 (284 amino acids)
Source: RefSeq, a predicted model, not a curated record